GAAAUCAUAGAUUCAUACAAAACACAACGCGCGCCCAUGAGGCGAGACAGCGGUGCACAAGAGGUGAGCUGUGCGGUGGCUCUUCCUGUUGCACUUUACCCUGCACUGCUCCACCGCAAACUCCCCACGAAUGCCGGCACCACUAGUACUGCCGGUACGACCGGCGCCGUCGGCGGCGAGCACACCGGCGGACAUCCUCAAGAGGCGUGUGUGCCGGGGGUCAUCUUGGAAGUGCGGCAGCUGUGGCAGUCUACCUCCAACGGUGGACGCAAUUCUGUCAGCAUCGCUGCUGCCGAGGCCGCAGGACCUUCGCCAAGCUCGCCGGAAACAUCAGACGCCUUUCACCUCCCGACGAGUUCUUCCCCUGCGUUCUUAAAGAAAAACGACACGGCCUCUUCCGCUACAGAGAAGGACAGCUUGUACGCCUUUGUUCGUAUCAAAGACGCGGACCACCGUCUGAGUGGGUGGUUUCCGUUGCACCGGGUCUACGUGAAGCUCGACAGUGCUGUGUUAGCGUUUGGGGACAGUGCUGUCUCUCCACAUGACGCGUCCGUCGCCUCAGGCGUUUCAGAGGACGUAUCUGCGUCUGCCGCGGCACGCGGUCUUUCCGACGACUGGACCCCGCUCGCACGUGUGCUGCGCCGGCCGUGGCUCAGCGAUGUCUACGACGAAGUCACCCCUGGCAUGGCCCGCACCCAGCGUGCACACCGCCAGCUCGACUACCUCGAGGAACGACUCCUCCGUGACUGCCGGACACCGACGACGGUGCGCUACUUCGUCUAUCUGAACAACUAUGUCUUUGCACCGUGGUACUACGCCCCCUUCGGGUUGCUCAACAGCGAGUACGAUCCCACGCUGCCGUGCGGUGCGAGUGCGCAGCAGCAGAACCACGCCGCAAGUGCUGAUGGCGCGGUAGCCAAAUCGUGCAUACCGCAGCCGCAACCGUACAUCCGUGAUGCUUUUCUCUGCCCCUUCUCGCUCCGCAUCUUUUCCACUUUCGCGCAGCUGCACUAUGAGACGCGCUCCUACCGCGCAGGGCGGCUGCGACCGCCAGGUGAAGAAAUCUACCGCGAUGAACGGCGCGGUCUGUCGCUCUUCCGCAUCAACGGCAGCCAGCACGUCACCUACUGCAGGCAGCUCUUUCUCAUUGGUAAGUCCUUCUUAGAGAACAAGCUGGCUGGGCAUGAUGUGCACAGCUACUACUUCUACGUUGUCUGCCUGCACCAUCGCUACUUCCCGUCCUACGUGUCUGACGAGUCCGCCAUGUUCUUUGCGGGCUUCUUUACGUGGGAGAAGCAGGUGAUCGAGUACAACCUGGCCUGUAUUGCGACGCUGCCGUGUUUUGGCCGCAGGGUCGCCCCCCGCCCCCCACCUCUUCCUGCAGCAUCGCCGUUAGGAAAUCCGGCCCGUGGCCAAGUGCAAUCGGACGUGUCUGCGUCUUCUUCCGCACCGCCGCCGGUACUCCGCAACAUCGGACAGUUUAUGAUUGCCGUCAGCUACGAGCUUGCUUACCGGCGAAAGCAGAUUGGCACUCCAGAAAAGCCGCUGUCUGACCUCGGCGCGGUGGCCUAUCAACAUUACUGGCGACGCGCACUCGUGCGGUGGAUGAAGGCAACGCUGAACGAGAUGCGGCGGGCAGCGGCGGUGGACGUGGACGGCGUCGCUGCUGUGGCUUCUUCAGAAAAGCGGAGAGAUGAGCAUCAACCUCCUGACGUCUCGCUGGACGUGGUGGCGGUGUUCACCGAAGAUGAAAGGAACGAGGCAGACAACAGUGACGGUGGUAAUGGCAAGACUGGGCGAUGGGGUUUCGCUGCGGGCACGCGGAAACGCGCUCGCAGGGCUGCUGCUGCUGCUGCUGCUGCGGCGGCGAAUGUUGUAGAAGUUGGUGAAGACGACGACGCGGAAGUCGCGGAGGGCGACGAGAAUCAUGACGAUGACUACACGAGUGCAGGCAACGCGAGACGACGUCAGCUGCCUGCGCCGUUACCCAUGUGUGCGUCUCCUACGAAGCCUGCAUGGAACGCGGCGGCCAUCGACAACGAGUCCUCAUCGCCAACCACGUUUACAGGUCGGACCACCAUCAAAGAGAUUGCCGCCGCUGUGCGCCUGGAGGAGGCAGACGUGCUCAAGACGCUGCUGGGUUUGGGUGUGUUGCACCACAGCAGCGAAGAUCGGAGUAUUCAGCUUCUCCUUCCUCAACGGUACGUGGACUGGAUGUACGAUGAAAUGCUCCGGUGGGAGGGCAGCGCGACGCACGCGGUGUUUGAACCUGCGUUGCUCAGGUCACGCGGUCGAACGAAAUAG
Messenger RNA from Leptomonas pyrrhocoris, 2304 nucleotides. Its product is annotated as putative histone acetyltransferase. Bases 37 to 2304 code for a protein of 755 amino acids. The transcript has a single exon. Gene Ontology annotation, molecular function: histone acetyltransferase activity. NCBI's taxonomy places the organism in Eukaryota, Euglenozoa, Kinetoplastea, Trypanosomatida, Trypanosomatidae. Gene Ontology annotation, biological process: regulation of DNA-templated transcription. The record is from RefSeq and is a predicted model, not a curated record.